Molecule: messenger RNA, 942 nt
Organism: Aspergillus versicolor CBS 583.65
Lineage: Eukaryota; Fungi; Ascomycota; Eurotiomycetes; Eurotiales; Aspergillaceae
Exons: 1
Coding region: 209-685 (158 amino acids)
Source: RefSeq, a predicted model, not a curated record
AGCAGCGCCAAUAGGCCGAGAGGACGGACUCUAAACUUGGGAAGCUGGGAAUAGAUUUUCUGAUUCAGAUGGCGGGCAGUCUAAUGUACGCCGGUCGAUCCUCCAGCGCCGGAUUGGUGGUGGAUGCAGAUCUGCCACGUUAGGCGCAGCUUUGACGUCGCUGCUAAAUUUCCAUUAUUUUGCAAUUUGCAGAAGUCAAGUGAAAGAAAUGCACGAAACAAGACACAGGGAGAAAAAGGAAAAGGCCGUGGAGGCUGGGAUGAUGGAGCUAGCGAAAGGAGGAAUGGAAAGGGGAAGGCGAUGGAAGACAAAGGAAGUCAACAAGACUGGAAAAGGGAAAAGGGGCAUCACUCGACGAUUCCAGCGCGAUGCUUUGAAUCUGGAAACAAUUUCCUUCGCAUCAAUUACUUCGUGUCGUGCCUUGAUUCCAUACCUGCCUGCGGAGUCUUCUGGUGCAAGGACUUGCAAUCUCGGAGAAAUUAAACAAAGAAAACACACCCCCCAUUAUUUCAUUAAUUUAGGGAGUUAUUUUGAAUUCGACGGACUUGUAUUCGGCGGAUCGACAGAUCAGGCUCGACUGCUGUCUCGUCCAAAUCAACCAUGUUUAUUGCUUCCAUAUCUGCACCCAGUGCGCCGACCUGUCAAACAAAGGUUGCACUCUCCAUACCACAAAGUAGAAAUAUAAUAGGAAAGAGAGAAUAAAUGAGAAACGAUGGAGGAACCAAGCUCAAGCCCAUGCUCACUAUUGUCUACCUGUAAAUGGUUUUUUGUUGUUGCCAAAUAAUCCCACGCACUUUGCUUUACACCCGAAGGAAAUUAGACCGUUAGCAUGACAAUAGGAAGAAGAACGGAAAGAAGCAAGGGCCGAGGUGUCAGUUUGAGGAAAUCAAAAAAAAAAAAAGCAAAAAAGAAAAGAAAAGAAAAGUGAAACAGCCGAAACAA